GAUUGGGGAGGGGGGAGAGAAAAAGAGAGAGAGGGAGAGAUUGGAGAGGGGAGAGAUGCAGGUUGGUGAUGAUUGAGGCGAGGCAGGUGCUUUUUCUCCUCUCCUCUUCCUGAAGCGCUCAUUUACAUUUUACUCUCCAGUUCCUCUUGGGUUUCUCUCUGGUUUCUUAUCCUCAGUGAGAAGAUGGGAUCUCCAGCCGUUUCUCUUCUCCUCUCCUCCACUCUGCUGCUUUCUCUCUCAGUGUCUCGCUCUCAGGUGCACAACGACACCGAGCCUGUGGUUCUGGAGGGGAAAUGCCUGGUGGUGUGCGACUCCAAUCCUUCUUCAGACGGGGGCGUCACCUCCUCGUUUGGGAUCUCGGUUCGAGCUCCAGGGGCCAAAGUGGCGUUUUCAGCUGUCAGGGGGACGAACCACGAACCGUCCGAGAUGAGCAACAAGUCCAUGACCAUCUACUUCGACCAGGUCCUCGUGAACAUCGGCCAUCACUUUGACCUGAAGGCGAGCGCGUUCCAGGCCCCGAGACGCGGCAUUUACAGCUUCAGCUUCCACGUAGUCAAAGUUUACAACCGCCAGACCAUCCAGGUGAACCUGAUGCACAACGAGUUCCCGGUCAUAUCAGCGUUCGCCGGGGAUCAGGACGUGACACGUGAGGCGGCGAGCAACGGAGUUCUCCUCCUUCUGGAGCGUGACGACCGACUCUACCUGAAACUGGAGAGAGGGAACCUAAUGGGAGGAUGGAAAUAUUCCACCUUCUCAGGAUUUCUUGUUUUCCCGCUCUGAUCUCGAUGUUCUCCCUGGUGCAGUCCUGCUGCUUUACUCCGGCGUUUUCACUCCGAUCUCUCUGUACUGUACCUGCCAUUUCCUCCAAACUCACAACUCAUUGGCAUGAAAUGAAGAAAAGCUCUGAAAUCAAAGCUCCGUGUCAGAAUGUGUGUGUAGAAAAAGAAAUGAAUUUCUAGAGCACUUUCAACUAACAGAUCCAAAGAAAUAAAACCAUUCAGGAUAUUUUACGAUUCAGGAUACACAUUUAAAAUAAAUACAUUUAUCCCUGCAGUGAAACCCAGUU
Molecule: messenger RNA, 1066 nt
Organism: Silurus meridionalis
Lineage: Eukaryota; Metazoa; Chordata; Actinopteri; Siluriformes; Siluridae
Gene: cbln2a
Product: cerebellin 2a precursor
Exons: 3
Coding region: 184-780 (198 amino acids)
Molecular function (GO): protein binding
Source: RefSeq, a predicted model, not a curated record